GGGUGAUAAAGCAAGAUGGCGUCUGACGGCAAAGUCCUAAACGCGGGCAUUAUAUUUCUGUAUUCUUACAUAUAUGUUGUUUAAUAGAGUACACACGGUUAAUAAUUGUUUGUAGCCGGAUACAUUAGUCCGAGCGCACUUUGACACUUCUCCUGUUUGAUAGCUUCACUUAAGGUAGCUUGCAGCUAGUUUAGCUGGCUAUUUAGCUUAGCUUGUUAGCUGCUAACAAAGAGACGCGGAAGUUAUUUAAACAUCGCUAAGUAGGGAACUAAUGUGAGUGUAAAGUGUUGUGAUUGUGUGAAAAUGUGCGAAAGAACGAUGGCAAAGUACGAGGAGGAACUUUGUCCAACAAAAGAGGAGAAGGAGCGACAACAUCAACUACUGGAUGUUUAUUUUAAGAAACAUCAUCAAGUUGUGUUACACAGAACAGAUAUCUGUGAAGAACAACUUCUGCCUGAAAAGCAGGAGUGUAGCUUAAGGAUGGUGAAGGAGGAUCCAUCUAAGAGGAAGAUGAGGCGCCACGGACCCUCUGGCGUCUUCUUUUCCUCUUUGACACAGACCCUUCCUUGUAAAAAGAAAGAGGAAGACUCACUGACCCUCCACAUUAAAAACGAAGAAGAGGAACACAGCAUCAGUCAAGAGCAUAUUGAAGGACUGGUGUUCCCAGUGACUGGUGUCCCUGUGAAGAGUGAAGAUGAUGAGGUCAAAGGUGAAAGUGAGGAGCAGAAAGUGGCGGAGCCUCCGAGCAGCAGCUCAACACAACACAUGACAACAGAAGCUGAUGGAGACCACUGUGGAGGAUCACAAGCAGACAAGCUCUUAGCUCCACUAUCAGAUAGUGAGGACACAACGUCACACUCUCCUGACACUGAUGAUGAAGACUCUAAAGAUGAUAAGACAUGUAACACUGACAACACUUGCUUCAAAUGUUCUCACUGUGACAAAACAUUUAAAUAUCAUUUGUCACCUAAAAGCACACAUGAGAACACACACUGGCGAAAAACCUUUUUCCUGCUCAGAAUGUGGUAAUUGUUUUACUCACAGUCAGAGUUUGAAAGUACACAUGAGAAUACACACUGGAGAAAAACAUUUUUCUUUUUCAAUUUGUGGUAAAGGUUUUACACAAAAAAACUUGUUAAACAAACACAUGCUAACACACACUGGAGAAAAAUGUUUUACCUGUUCAAUAUGUGGUAAAGGUUUUACAGAAAGUCAAUAUUUGAAAAAGCACAUGAGAACACUGGUGAAAAAUCACAUUCCUGUUCAAUCUGCAACAGACGCAUUUGUCAGCAAUCAACACUUGUAGUACACAUGAGAAGACACCCAGGAGAGAAAUUGUUGAGUUGCAGUGUGUGUGGUGAAAGAUUCUCUUCUAAGUACCAGUGUAAGAAACACAAGUGUGCUGGUGAGAACAGCAGCAGCAAAUGAAACUGCAGGAUUUGAAAUAAACUGUCAAGACUUUCAUUUUGACUUUCUAACAACA
Nerophis ophidion (straightnose pipefish) is the source of this 1483-nucleotide messenger RNA. RefSeq lists its product as uncharacterized. Lineage: Eukaryota; Metazoa; Chordata; Actinopteri; Syngnathiformes; Syngnathidae. The transcript has 2 exons. The record is from RefSeq and is a predicted model, not a curated record. Bases 304 to 1029 code for a protein of 241 amino acids.